Molecule: messenger RNA, 1614 nt
Organism: Cavenderia fasciculata
Lineage: Eukaryota; Evosea; Eumycetozoa; Acytosteliales; Cavenderiaceae
Exons: 6
Coding region: 1-1614 (537 amino acids)
Source: RefSeq, a predicted model, not a curated record
AUGUCUCCACCCAUUGUUCAAAGUAUCUAUCAAGAAACCAAUGUUUCAUUAUUGGUCAACCUCAAUACAAACAAAGACGAACUUCUCAAACCAUUUGUAGAUGUGGCCAAAAAGAUGGUUGCCAAGAAGAGACGUCAGAAAUGCCAAAUCUUGACAAACUUGUUUGCAGGUCCAAAGAGCGGUGGCACAACUUCAUUUGUAGAGUUUAGUGCCAAUAUUUUGAUGGGGCAAUCAAAAUCACCACAAAAUAUGAGACCCAAGGGACAUGAAACACUCAACUCUCAACUUGGACAAAAGAGUACCUAUGGACCGGUAAAAUACCAAAUCUCAUUCGAGUACAAUGGCCAAAAAGUAUUUCAAUUUAUAUUGGUCGAUUGUCCAUCUCUUUCAUCAUAUGGUGACACUCAAAAUCAAGAUACUAGUACCAUUGUCAAGUCAUUUUGUUCUCUUCCAAGAAUAAACAAAUUGGUCUAUGUAUCCAACCCAGUCAUCAACCCAUCAGACACAUCAGUUAGAAAGUCACUUGGUGAACUCUUUUCUAUUGUACCAAAGAAUGCCUCAAAAUGUGUAGCUGUAGUUGUCACCAAUUGCAGUUCUGAUAAAACUGCUCAAAGAACAACCAACAAUAUCGGUGACAUUGUACCUGAUAUCAAAGGUAAACCAUCCCUUAAUUUAGAAAAUCUAUGGUGUGAUCAUCCAAACAACAAAUAUGAAAAAGGAAACGUAUCCAUCCCAAGUGGAAUGGAUGCGGAAUCUAAAAAGAUUGCAUCAUUUUUCUUUUCACAAAUUAAAGUACCAGAGGAUGAUGAUGAUGAAGAAGAAGAGGAUGAUGAUGAUGAUGAGGAGGAGGAAAAAGAAGAAGAUGGAGAAUCAUUUGAUCCAAAAGAAUUGGAUGAUGGAUACAGUGACAGAAAUGAUUUGGUCCUAAAGAUUGUAACACUUGGAGUUGUUGAAGAAGAAAUCCUUGGAGAUGUUAAAGGACUGAAUGGUUUGAUCGUAGACAAAAUGCCUACAGUUGUCAAAAAGGGUGAAUCGGUCAAGAAACAAUUAGACGACGCCAAGUAUUUGGUACCUGGCCAAGGACACUACUCUACCAUCUGUUGUGCAUGUAUGAAAAAUAGUCACUGUACCGUUUGUACAUCGAAAUGCUCGUACCACCAUCACGUUCAUGCAAGAUACACAGAAGGUGAUCCAAUAUGGAAAUGUGCCGAGGAUGUAAAGAAUGAAAUCAACCAAAUCAAAGAACUAGCAACUGGUAUGGAAAAAAAGGUAAAUCAACAUUUGGCAAGAUACAACAAAAGAACUGGAGAGUACCAUAUUUUAAAUAGUAGCUUUAAAAGUACUUCAAUGUUUGGAAAUAUUGAAUCAUUGAUCCAAUCAUCGUUGCUUGAUACCAAAGAAAAGUUAAAGUUUUCAAAUCAACCAGAUGAAACCAAACGUUUACAAUCACUCUUGUCGGAUCUCCAAUCCAAAUCAUUAUCUCUUGAUAGAAUGAAGACUGGUUACUAUCAAAAUCAAACAAAAGAUGCCACCACUAGAUGUAACAUUGGUUUGGCUACUUUAUCAUCCUCAAUGAAAGGUCCAAGUGUUUUAAAUAGAUUUAAUACAUCUUAA